Molecule: messenger RNA, 1060 nt
Organism: Capsicum annuum
Lineage: Eukaryota; Viridiplantae; Streptophyta; Magnoliopsida; Solanales; Solanaceae
Product: protein BUD31 homolog 1
Exons: 4
Coding region: 199-636 (145 amino acids)
Biological process (GO): mRNA splicing, via spliceosome
Cellular component (GO): spliceosomal complex; nucleus
Source: RefSeq, a predicted model, not a curated record
AAGAAAGAGGUACUCCAUUGUCUAUUUUAAUAAGUAAUAGGUAGUAUUCUACAAUUAUGACAAGUUAAGGGUAUAUCUCUGUAAUUUUGCUCCCAUAUUUCUCUCCAUCAACGAACACAAAAAACGGAGCAACUCGCCGGAGUCACCUUGCCGGAGCCGGCGAUCGGAGAAAAUUCCGUCCAUAACCGAAGCUGAAAAAUGCCUAGGGUUAAGACAAGUCGUAUAAAAUAUCCCGAGGGUUGGGAGCUGAUUGAGCCUACCCUAGCUGAACUGGAUGCUAAAAUGAGAGAAGCUGGCAAUGACUCUAAUGAUGGUAAAAGAAAGUGUGAAGCACUCUGGCCUAUAUUCAAGAUUGCACAUCAGAGGAGUAGAUACUUAUAUGACCUUUAUUAUGUAAGGAGUGAAAUAUCUAAAGAGCUGUACGAGUUCUGUUUGGAACAAGGUCAUGCAGAUCGCAACCUGAUUGCAAAAUGGAAAAAGCCUGGAUACGAGCGUCUCUGCUGCUUGCACUGCAUACAGCCCCGGGAUCACAACUUCGCGACUACUUGUGCUUGUCGUGUUCCCAAGCACCUUAGGGAAGCUGCUGUAAUAGAGUGUGUACAUUGUGGAUGUCAAGGUUGUGCAAGUGGUGACUAAUUUGCUUUCCCUUAGCUGUAUGUUAUGAGAUCAGACAUUAUCUUGAAACACCUUAGCUUUUUCCUUCUGGAUUUUCACAACAUUAGAAACCUUUGUCUGUAGUAGUCUAGUUGAUAUACUAGCUUUAUUGUUAAUUCUCUCAUGUGUAACAAGUACUUGUGUAUGAGCACCAAAGGAUGCGGCGCAACGGAUGGGGCUGCUCCUCCCUUAAUCAGAUGUCUCGAAUUCGACCCCUGGAUAUGGAAAAAUUCUUGGUAGGAAGAACUACCCUUGAAUGGGCCCUACCCGAUGCGAAUCCGGAUUAGUCGGACUCCAAUGCUACCCCGGACGCCGGAUGAAAAACCAAAAAAAAAAUAUUGUGUAUGAUAUUCACCUCAUGCUUUAGUUUUUGGUGUUGAAGUUAAAUCAUAUGUUAGUUUCUUUA